Messenger RNA from Numida meleagris (helmeted guineafowl), 1122 nucleotides. RefSeq names its product endonuclease V (gene ENDOV). The transcript has 9 exons. Gene Ontology annotation, molecular function: single-stranded RNA binding; RNA endonuclease activity producing 5'-phosphomonoesters, hydrolytic mechanism. Bases 53 to 910 code for a protein of 285 amino acids. Gene Ontology annotation, cellular component: cytoplasm; nucleolus. The record is from RefSeq and is a predicted model, not a curated record. Lineage: Eukaryota; Metazoa; Chordata; Aves; Galliformes; Numididae. Gene Ontology annotation, biological process: DNA repair.
AGUGCGCUCCGCUGCCGCUUCUUUCCGUGUGUGGGGGGGGUGGGGGUCCGCCAUGGCGGGGUUGGGCUCGGAGCCGCCGCCGGUCGCCACGAUCCGCCACUGGGAGCGCGAGCAGGCCCGGCUGAGGGCCGCCGUGGUGCCGGAGGACACGGAGCGGUGGCAGCGGGAGCCGGGCCUGGCCGGCCUGCAGCGGGUGGGCGGCGUGGAUCUGUCCUACGUCAAAGGCGACAGCGGCAGCGCCUGCGCGUCCCUCGUCGUGCUCAGCUUCCCCGGCCUCGAGGUGCUGUACGAGGAUUGCCAGAUGGUGGCUGUGAGUGCCCCAUACGUGGCAGGAUUCUUGGCCUUCCGAGAGGUCCAUUUCAUGGUGGAAGCUGUUCAGAGGCUUCAGCGGGAGCAGCCCAGGCUCAGACCUCAGGUACUUCUUGUAGAUGGGAAUGGCCUGCUCCAUCAGAGAGGGUUUGGUGUGGCCUGUCACUUGGGAGUCCUGACAGAUCUGCCAUGUGUUGGAGUGGCCAAGAACCUCCUGCAAGUGGAUGGCUUGGUCAAGGAUGAGCUGCACAAAGAGCAGAUUCGUUCCCUGCAGAAGAAAGGAGAUACUUUCCCUCUGAUAGGCACUUCGGGGGCUGUCCUUGGUAUGGCCCUGCGAGGCUGCAACAACAGCUCUAAACCUCUGUAUAUCUCCGUGGGCCACCGGAUCUGCCUGGAGACAGCCGUGCAUCUAGUCAAGUCCUGCUGCAAGUACCGGAUCCCAGAGCCCAUCCGCCAGGCUGACAUUAGAUCGAGGGCGUAUAUUCAGAAGCAGAUGUGUUCCCCACCAGCAGCCACACCUUCUGGGCUAAAGAGAAAAGAGAAGGCUGGCCUGGAGGAAGAAUCUCAUUGUGGAGGAAACGAUGGGGACUCUCCUCACUGAAUGUGCAGACUGUGGUUCUGCAGAGGGCAGUGGCUGCGUGCCACCCGGGGCAGAGCAGCACGUGGCUGUGUUGGUCAGAACAACACCAGCACUGGUGCUGCACUGUUCUGGCGGGCACAGACCAGCUCUGUUGAAUUUGCUACUUGAUGUUUAGAGUAUAUUUUUCAUUAUUUUUAAGCAUUGUAAAUACAUAUAUUGUGAUUUUGCUACAA